GAAAUGGAGAACCACAGCAAAGGACGUGCCCGGAGCAACGAAGACUUGAUUGGUGAACGCACUGGCGAGCUAGGCUGCUGUGGCUGGAUUUUGAUCAUCCUCUCAACCUUUUUUGUCAUAGUGACCUUUCCAAUCUCCAUAUUCAUGUGUCUGAAGAUUGUCCAAGAGUAUGAACGUGCCGUCAUAUUUAGACUGGGACGCAUUACUGACAAGAAGGCCAAGGGACCAGGCAUUUUUUUUAUCCUGCCCUGCACCGACUCCUUCAUCAAGGUGGACAUGAGAACGGUAUCGUUUGACAUCCCACCCCAAGAGAUCCUCACAAAGGACUCGGUGACUGUGGCUGUGGACGGUGUGGUUUACUUCCGGGUCAGCUGCCCCAUUUCGUCCGUGGCCAACGUGACCAAUGCCGACUUCUCCACCCGCCUACUGGCCCAAACCACCCUGAGGAAUGAGCUGGGAACGAAGAACCUGUCAGAGCUGCUGUCAGACCGAGAGGGCAUCUCACAUAGCAUGCAGUCGACUCUGGAUGAGGCCACUGAUGCCUGGGGCAUCAAGGUGGAGCGUGUGGAGAUCAAGGACGUGAAGCUGCCUCUUCAGCUGCAGAGGGCCAUGGCGGCGGAGGCCGAGGCAACCCGCGAGGCCAGAGCCAAGGUGAUCGCGGCCGAGGGUGAGAUGAACGCGUCGCGGGCCCUGAAGGAGGCGUCGCUGGUGAUCGCCGAGUCGCCCUCCGCCCUGCAGCUGCGCUACCUGCAGACCCUCAACACCAUCGCGGCCGAGAAGAACUCCACCAUCAUCUUCCCCCUGCCCAUGGACGUCAUGGCCCAUUUCAUGCAGAGGAAGUGAGCGCUGCGCCCCCUCCUGCCCACACCCGGUAAUGCAGCCACGGCGUGCCGAUGCUUUACCCUGAACUCUCCAGAAAACCAUAGCCACAUAGUCCAUGGCAGAUGACCUGUGUGAAGCCUUCACACGGCUACAGGAGUGAAUAUCACCACAUCUCGGAUGUGCUUGUGCGACUUGUUUUAAAUGACAUGGUUGUGUUGAU
Megalops cyprinoides (Indo-Pacific tarpon) is the source of this 1042-nucleotide messenger RNA. RefSeq names its product stomatin (EPB72)-like 3b (gene stoml3b). The record is from RefSeq and is a predicted model, not a curated record. Gene Ontology annotation, cellular component: plasma membrane. The coding region runs from base 4 to 843 and encodes 279 amino acids. Lineage: Eukaryota; Metazoa; Chordata; Actinopteri; Elopiformes; Megalopidae. The transcript has 7 exons.